AUGUUAAGAUAUCAUGUUAUUACUGUUUUCGUUCUUAUUGCUCAAAAAAAACUUGUUCCUCAUUUAAAAAAUACUACAAUGAAUAUUGCUCAAUUAAUUAUUUCUCAAACAAAUCAUUCAGAUUUACUUGAUAGAACAUUACGUCUUGUUGGAUUUUAUUUUGAACGUUCAAAUGAUAUUGAAGACUAUAAUAAAUUUUUAGAAAUUAUUCAUUUAAUUGAAAAUAAAAAAAGAAUUGACAAAAAUGUAUUAGGAACAGUUUGUUGGGCUUUAUUUUUUGUUGUUACUCGUGCUGCAAAACAAAACCCAACAUUUCUUCAAUCAUUUUUUCCUUUUAUCUCAUUGAAUUUGGAUCCUUCUGAUGAUAAUAUUGAAGGUAAUAAUUGCCUUCUUAUUUGUAUUUCACAAUGUAUUGAAUAUAAGGUUGAUUAUAUUAUUCUUUUUGAUCAAUCUACACACUUUCUUUCAAAAUUAGUAUUAUUUCUUAAGACAGGAGUAGAAAAAUUAGUACUACCAGCACUCCAUGUUAUCGGUCAAAUCAUUGGAUGUUCAGAUGAUUAUACUGAAGUAUUUGUAAAUGAUGGUUUAAUAGAUACGUUAUUCUCUAUCUUCGAAUCAUUACCACCAGAUACAAUCUUGUCAGAGGCAAUGUGGGUUUUAAGAAAUUUAUUUAUUCCAGAAGGAAAUCCACAUGCUAUUUAUCUGAUAGAAAAAGGUGUCAUUCAGUAUCUCAUCCGUUAUGUUUAUCGUCAAAACAUCCAGUUUGCAAGAAAUGCUGUUUGGGCAUUAACUACUGCUAUAUUAUCGUGUAAAUUAAGACAAGAUAUGUUACAAAAAAUGAUAUCUAAUGGAGUUGUUCAACCUAUUGUUUAUGUAUUAAAAAAUCGUUCAUUAUUUACAUCUGAUGAUGUUUUGAACUGUAUUGACUCAAUUUUAUGUUUAAUGAUACAAGAUAAUGUUUCUCCACAAAUAGGGUCUCGUAAUGCAUUUGAAGAAUUAAAUAUUAAUGAUAUGUUAGAAGAACUAACAGAUGACAAAACAAUACAAGGGUUUACCCGUUUAAAGAUUGAAUUAUUAAAAGGUUAUUUUAGUCCAGAUAGAAUUGAAGAAGAAAUGCCACUUUCAUUGUAA
This is a messenger RNA of Entamoeba nuttalli P19, 1131 nucleotides long. Its product is annotated as importin alpha subunit, putative. Gene Ontology annotation, cellular component: nucleus. Gene Ontology annotation, molecular function: nuclear import signal receptor activity. The record is from RefSeq and is a predicted model, not a curated record. The transcript has a single exon. Bases 1 to 1131 code for a protein of 376 amino acids. Lineage: Eukaryota; Evosea; Mastigamoebida; Endamoebidae. Gene Ontology annotation, biological process: NLS-bearing protein import into nucleus.